AUGGUUUUCAAAUCACAAGUUUACGAUAUCAAAUAUCCAUUGUAUGGAGCAAGUUUCUUGGACAAUGAGAACUUGGUAGUCCUAGGUGGCGGUGGAGAAGGUAGAAAUGGUGUUCCUAAUAAAGUAUCUCUGGUCCACGUAGAUUUAGAAAAUGAAACGAAUGAGAAGAAAAGAAUCAAAUUGGUGGAUGAGUUCGAAUUGAAUUCAGAGGAUGAUUCUCCUACAGCAAUGGAUGUCACCUCGGAUAGGACUAUAUUGUUCAGUUGUAAUGAAAAUAGUAAUAAAAUUUUACAAGGUCAUGGGAAUAGACAUAUUAGGAAGUUUCAAAUUGUCAAUGAAAAUAAUAAGAUGAAGUUGAAAUUUGUGGAGAGUAAGGAUUUCGAUCAUUUCGAAAAACCAGAUGAUUAUACUAAAUUAUUAUAUGUUUCCAAUGACGGUUCACUUGCUGCAAUUGCUUCAUCUACUGUGCCAGCUAUCAUAAGAGUCAUUGAUCCUAAGGAUUUGACUGAGAUUUAUGAAAUUGAUUCUGCUCACGAGGUCAAAGAUUUGAACUUUUCCCCAAAUGGGAAAAUCUUAGGGUAUAUCACUGAUUCAUCUUUAGAAGUUAUAUCUACUGUGACUGGUAGUUCAAUUAUUAGGAAAAUGGAUUUCAUCGAGACAUUAGAUAUCAAAUUGUCGAAAUUCAGAUUUAUCAAUGAUGAUACUAUGUUGAUCUUGGGGUCUUUAAUUCAUUCCAAAGGUAUAAUAGCUGUGAAAAUUAGUUUGAAGAAAGGUAAAGCCAUUGUACUCAAGUCAAAAUGUAUAACCACAAACGUGAAAGGAGUUACUGCCAUGGAUGUCGAUUUGAAGGGAGAACUUUUAGCAUUUGCUGGUAAUGAUAAUUCGUUAACUUUGGUUCAAUUGAGAAAAUUAUCAUGUAAGAAAGUUUUCAAACAAGUACAUCAAUUUGCCAUUACUCGUGUUUGUUUCUCCAAGAAUUCUAAAUAUUUAGUUAGUGUUUCUGCGGCGAAUACAAUACAUGUUAUUCAUCUUCCUGAGAGUUAUCGUACUUCGUUAUCUUUAACUGAAUCAUUAACGAACUUUUUUGUGAAAUCAUUCUUUGUUUUAUUCCUAGCUUUAAUCGUUCAACAAGUAUACGAAAAGGAACUUUCAUCUAAAAUUUACAAUUAUUAUCAAUCUCAUCCAUUUUCUUUACGUAAACUUAUCAAGAGGGAUAAUGUUAAUCGAUUAGACGAUGAUUUCUUUGAUCAAACCACAUUGGUGGGUAGUAAUGGAGGACGUAUCGAAAUGGAAACUCAUGAUAUCGUAUCGACAAUGACAACACACACAGCCAUAGAGGAAACUUUCGAAAUCACAACUACAUCUGACUCCAUAUUGACCGAACCAACUGAAAAACUGUCCAUAUUGGAAGAUACUAAUGAAGAUGAACCGAUAAAUAUUCAUGAAGAACCUACACCUGUAAUGGAGAAUAACAAUGUAGUUGGAGCUACUGAGUUGCCAACUCAACCAGAUGCGGAAACUGAAUCAGGGGAUGAAGAAAACAUCGAAAAUGAUGCCAACAUUGAGGAAGCUUCAAAAGUGAAGCAACUUAUAUCGGAAGAACUACAACCCUCCGAUGUUCCAGGUGAACCUGAAACUGAAAACGCUGUAGUUGAAGAUAUUAAUGAGCAUCAUGUUGGAUCAUCUCUAGACGAGGCGCCAUCUCAAGAAGAUAUUGAAAAUAUCAAUAGAGAUAGUGAAAAUGAUGAAGAACAACCUGGAUGGGCCAACAACAAUAUUGGAUCUUCUGAAGAAGUUGAUCAUCACCCAGAAGUUGUAGCUGAAGUGCCCCAAGGAGAAGAGCAGCAUAUUGAAGAUAAGUUCGAGGAAAAUAUCAAUUUUGAAUUAGAAGUUAAUGAUGACAGAAAUGACAUAUACGAUGAAGUUGGAUCGGAGGCCUCUGAUUCAGUUCAAUAUGAAAGUACCGUUACCGUAGGUGAACAACAAUAUAAUGCUGACGAACGCUUCUCAUCUCGAGAAGAUGACAUAGAUGAUGAGAAUGUUGCAUUUCCUGACGACAAUAACAAGGAUUGA
This is a messenger RNA of Naumovozyma dairenensis CBS 421, 2073 nucleotides long. It is a transcript of the gene SEC12, whose product is annotated as Sar family guanine nucleotide exchange factor SEC12. The coding region runs from base 1 to 2073 and encodes 690 amino acids. Gene Ontology annotation, molecular function: guanyl-nucleotide exchange factor activity; protein binding; GTPase activator activity. The record is from RefSeq and is a predicted model, not a curated record. NCBI's taxonomy places the organism in Eukaryota, Fungi, Ascomycota, Saccharomycetes, Saccharomycetales, Saccharomycetaceae. Gene Ontology annotation, cellular component: endoplasmic reticulum membrane. The transcript has a single exon. Gene Ontology annotation, biological process: protein secretion.